AUGCCUAAAGCCAGUUCCAAGGCCAAAAACACCUCCAAAGGUCGCGGUGCCGAAAAGAAAAAGAAGGAUCCCAACGCUCCCAAGCGAGGUCUCUCCGCAUACAUGUUCUUUGCCAACGAGCAGCGCGAAGCCGUCCGUGAGGAGAACCCUGGCAUCAGCUUCGGUCAAGUCGGCAAAGUCCUCGGUGACAAAUGGAAGGCCCUGAGCGAGAAGCAGCGCGAGCCAUAUGAGAAGAAGGCCGCUGCCGACAAGAAGCGAUAUGAGGACGAGAAGGCCAAAUACAACGCUGGUGAUGACGACGAGGAUGAUGACUAA
Rhinocladiella mackenziei CBS 650.93 is the source of this 315-nucleotide messenger RNA. Its product is annotated as non-histone chromosomal protein 6. The transcript has 4 exons. The record is from RefSeq and is a predicted model, not a curated record. Lineage: Eukaryota; Fungi; Ascomycota; Eurotiomycetes; Chaetothyriales; Herpotrichiellaceae. The coding region runs from base 1 to 315 and encodes 104 amino acids.